Messenger RNA from Phyllostomus discolor (pale spear-nosed bat), 1690 nucleotides. RefSeq names its product coenzyme Q9 (gene COQ9). Gene Ontology annotation, biological process: ubiquinone biosynthetic process. The coding region runs from base 72 to 1025 and encodes 317 amino acids. Gene Ontology annotation, molecular function: lipid binding. The record is from RefSeq and is a predicted model, not a curated record. Lineage: Eukaryota; Metazoa; Chordata; Mammalia; Chiroptera; Phyllostomidae. Gene Ontology annotation, cellular component: mitochondrial inner membrane. The transcript has 9 exons.
GACGGAAGUGGGCGCGCCGCGGUCCCGGUGCUGCCGGUCGCGUCGCCGUCGGCGGCGUGCCCGCUUCCAAGAUGGCGGCGGCGGUGUCUGGCGCGCUCGGCCGGGCGGGCUGGAGGCUCCUGCAGCUGCGGUGCCUGCCCGUGUCCCGCUGCCAAUCAGCCCUGUUGCCGCGUGCCUUGCACACUUCAGCUCUGCAGCUCAGGUCCUCCGAUGAGCAGAAGCAGCAGCCUCCCCACUCUUUCUCUCAGCAACAUUCGGAGGCCCAGGGGGCAGAAGAACCCAAUGCGGAGUCUUCUCGUCCACCCCCCAGGUACACAGAUCAGAGUGGCGAGGAGGAGGAGGACCAUGAGAGUGAGGAGCAGCUGCAGCACCGCAUCCUGACGGCAGCCCUGGAGUUCGUGCCCGCCCACGGCUGGACGGCAGAGGCGAUUGCAGAAGGAGCCCAGUCUCUGGGCCUGUCCAGCGCGGCGGCCAGCAUGUUUGGGAGUGACGGCAGCGAGCUGAUCCUGCAUUUCGUGACCCAGUGCAACGCUCGGCUCACCCAGGUGCUGGAGGAGGAGCAGAAGCUGGUGCAGCUCAACCAGGCAGAGAAGAGGAAGACAGACCAGUUCCUGAGGGACGCAGUGGAGACCAGGCUGCGAAUGCUGAUCCCGUACAUCGAGCACUGGCCCCGGGCCCUCAGCAUCCUCAUGCUCCCGCACAACAUCCCGUCCAGCCUGAGCUUGCUCACCAGCAUGGUGGAUGACAUGUGGCAUUACGCUGGGGACCAGUCCACCGACCUCAACUGGUACACCCGCCGAGCUGUGCUGGCCGGCAUCUACAACACGACAGAGCUGGUGAUGAUGCAGGACUCCUCCCCAGACUUCGAGGACACUUGGCGUUUCUUGGAAAACCGGAUUAAUGAUGCAAUGAACCUGGGCCACACUGCCAAGCAGGUGAAGUACACCGGAGAGGCCCUGGUGCAAGGACUCAUGGGAGCAGCGGUGACGCUCAAGAAUCUGACAGGUCUAAACCAGCGCCGGUGAGCAAGGAGGGGCGUGAGCUGGAGUGUCCAGAAGAGUACCUGCGAAUGUAUUUAAAGGCACCGGAAAGUAGGACGUGCCUUCCACGGGACAGAAUAUCAAUGAGAAAACACUGAAGGACUCCUGAGUCACCACCACCACAGCCACCCGGCAACCACAGGGCACCUGGUCAUACGGCUGCAGCGCGGGGUUCGGCCACUUCCGCUCCUGAUACCAGGCCUGACCUCCUGGUGCCUUUCCGCAUGGCAGCCGUGUGACUGAAAAACGAGGCUCCCCUCCAAGCAUCUGAGCCUCAGAAACGCAGCACAUCCCUGCCACGGUCUCACGGGCACUUGGAUCGUAUCGCGACCUUCCUAGAAACGCUCUCUGGGACUCCCAAGUUGGAGUCCGAGUCGGAAGCCACCCGAAGUAGCAGCUGAUCCACAGCCCAGCACAGGCACGUGCACCCAGGGGCACUCCUUGCAGCCCUCUCCCUCCAGCAUUCUGACGUGCUGCACCGGGGACCCCUCCGAAAGCUGCCAACCUGCGACCAGUGCCGGCUGGGCAGUGGUUCUCAGCCUGGCCGGAGGCGAUCCCAGACCUGGUGUCGCAUUCCACCAGCAUGCGUGGCGGGAUUGUUAGUGAACUCAGAGUCUGUAAAAAUGAUAAUAAAUAUGUUUGAAUUCGUU